Molecule: messenger RNA, 1593 nt
Organism: Colletotrichum destructivum
Lineage: Eukaryota; Fungi; Ascomycota; Sordariomycetes; Glomerellales; Glomerellaceae
Product: Putative amine oxidase, FAD/NAD(P)-binding domain superfamily
Exons: 3
Coding region: 1-1593 (530 amino acids)
Molecular function (GO): oxidoreductase activity
Source: RefSeq, a predicted model, not a curated record
AUGCCCCGCAGACCAUCCUCGAUGGAAUCUGUGGGUUCUUUGGGCUCUCCCAUUGACCCCAAGUAUAGGAAGAAGGUCGCCGUCGUCGGUAGUGGUUCCGCAGGCAUCGCUGCUCUAUGGGCGCUGAAUCGAAGUUACCAUGACGUUUACAUGUACGAAGCCUCGUCGAGGCUCGGCGGACAUACCAACACCGUGACAUGGAAGAAUGGGAAGUAUGAGACCAGUGUAGAUACUGGCUUCAUCGUGCUUAACACUGCGACAUACCCAAACUUCAUCAACUUUCUCAAGAGGGUCAAGGUAGACACGGUGCCAACUGAGAUGACGUUCGGUGUCACUCGAGAUCAUGGCCUGUUCGAGUGGGCCGGCACCAGCUUAGACGCCGUCUUUGCGCAAAGGAAAAACAUCUUCUCGCCCCGAAUGUGGCGCAUGAUAUUUGACAUCAUCCGCUUCAACCAGUUCGCCUUGGAUCUGUUAAUGGCUGAUGACGACGACGAUGCCGCCGCGAUGAACGGCGACAGCAAAGGGACCAAGAAGGAGGAGACGAUCGGCGAGUACCUUGAACGGGAAGGCUAUUCAGAUGCCUUCAGGGACGACUACCUGAUUCCCAUGACCGCGGCCGUGUGGAGCACGAGCCCGGACAAGUGCACACUAGACUUCCCGGCCGUCACCCUGGUUCGCUUUAUGUGGAACCAUCACCUUCUCUCGACCGUUUCCACGAGGCCCCAAUGGCUCACUCUGAAGAAGUGCGCCAAAUCGUACAUCGACGCUGUCAUGAGUGGCUUCCCUUCUAAUCAUCUCUUCCUCAAAACGCAAGUUACGCAGGUCACGAGUGAGGAGGACGGUAGAGUACGAGUGCACACUCACAACGGCAAGUCCGAUGUCUACGACCAUGUCAUCCUGGCGACACACGGGGACCAAGCCCUCAAGAUUAUCGAAGGAUCGGCUACGCGCGAGGAGAAGGAAAUUCUCUCCGCGUUCAAGACCUCCGAAAACUCGGUCGUUCUUCACUCCGAUCUCUCACUAAUGCCGGCUUCCGAAAAGGCCUGGUCCAGCUGGAAUUAUCUCACCCUCUCCUCGCCCGCGACCGGUAAGCAGAACAUCGAUCAGGUUUCCCUGACCUACAACAUGAACAUCCUCCAACACAUCCCGCGCGAGACGUUUGGUGACGUCCUAGUCACGAUGAACCCCCUGCACCAGCCGAACCCGGACACGAUUCAGGGCUCCUUCACCUACCGCCAUCCCCUAUACACGCCCGCUGCUGUACGUGCCCAGAAGCUACUGCCUCGUAUUCAAAACAAGCGAGGCAUCAGCUACGCCGGUGCGUGGACGAAGUACGGCUUCCACGAGGACGGCUUCAGCAGUGGACUACAUGCCGCCCAGGAUCAUCUGUACGCGAAACUCCCUUUUCAGUUUGUCGACUCGACCUACAGCCGCGGAAGGAAACCCUCACUUGGCCUUGCCGAUCUUUUGCUACGACUUGCUAUUCUCAUUUUCCAGGUGUUUGUUAUCAGAGUGCUCGAGAGGGUUGUCGGCAUAGCUAAGCGGGCGAUAUACCCCCAGGCUAGGAGGUUGAAGAAUGUCAAAGCUGCGUAG